Messenger RNA from Topomyia yanbarensis, 2614 nucleotides. It is a transcript of the gene cup, whose product is annotated as protein cup. The transcript has 4 exons. Gene Ontology annotation, biological process: negative regulation of translation. Bases 223 to 2097 code for a protein of 624 amino acids. Gene Ontology annotation, cellular component: cytoplasm; nucleus. Lineage: Eukaryota; Metazoa; Arthropoda; Insecta; Diptera; Culicidae. The record is from RefSeq and is a predicted model, not a curated record. Gene Ontology annotation, molecular function: mRNA binding.
GGCCGCAGAAACUCAGCUGCCGGGCCGCAUCAGUAGAUUAUAGUCCAGUCAGUAGGAAACUCGAUCGUGAGCUAGAAUUUAGUGGUUCCAUCUUUUUAUAACUGAGUGUUUUACGUAUCAGAACGUGUUAGAUUUUAUUUAGUAAUAGCUGGAUAGCCAACGAAGGUUUUUUUUCUGUGGUUUUAAAUUGUGCGAAAGAUAGGAACAAGAGAGAAAGUAAAAAUGGUGAAAGUUCCCAGUAGCGGUUUGAUUAUGCAUACUUCUGAACAAUAUAAAGAUUGUUCGAGCUUACUCAGAGAGGCAGACGAUCCUCCGCUGGAAGAACUAGACCCAGCUAUUUUGAGCUGUGGACUGCCGGCAAUUAUACUAUCGGACAUUCUACCGAGUUUUUCGGCUCCCAUCCGCUAUACGGCUAGUCAGAUACUAUCCGUUAGAAAACAUUCGCUCUGUUUCCGACGCCCGAUAGUGGCCGAUGAUCCAAAAAUUGGCCGUUUUGCUAUCUGGAGAACCGCCAACGAAAUGAAAAAAAUCGCUUCGAGAGAGCGGAAAAUUACCAAGAGCGACGAAACUAUGAGCGGCCAAUCGAGCAAAGAUAUGUCUCACGAACGAUCCACUGACCCACUUAAGUAUCGCCAAGGACGCGAAAAUGGAUUCAGUGCUCCGAGGUUUCGACGCAACUAUGAAUUUAGCAAUCGCAGCCAUCAUGCGAUUGUGAAGAGCUACAAAGGUGGUGAUGAAUUCCGCCUGCAGGAUACAGUCAUCGAAGAGGAGCCUGAGUGGGUGUCUGCUGGACCAACAUCCCGCCUGGACACGAUCGAAUUACGCGGUUUCGAUGAAGACUUGUCACUUAACGCUUUAUCAACAUCUCAAUCAUCUCUGGAAAAAACGAAUUCUGAUGCAAAGACCAAAUCAACCGGAAAGCACAUCUCAUUCUAUGACGAGUUGCACCACUACGAACAUAUACAUUCGAAGCGUGGUGGAAAUGGUUCAAAGCAACAUGAUACCUCUGGACGUGAAAAUGACGUCGAGAGUGUUGCUGCUUCCAGUACUAGCUCGUCACCACCGGCUCGUAGCACUCCUACCAAGGGUAUUACCGAUUACAACAAUACCUCAUCUAACCAAAAAUAUCAUCAGCAGUCACAAUAUGGGGUCAACGUGAACAACUUCGAGGAAUUUAUGAAAUUUGAGUCGCUAUUUGGGACGGACAAUGACCCAAGUGGUAACGGCCAAAGUGGUUCCCGUUUUAGCAAAUGGUUCCGACGCGGUAGUAACUCGUUCAGCCAACAGCAAACUUGGAACCAGGAUGGACGUCGUCAGUCGUAUAACUCAACCAAUGACAACUUUGGUCAUGCGUACGGUAGCACAAAUCGGUUCCAGCAGGAUCGCAAUCAGCAUCGUCUUUCCGGAUCAUCAUACAAUCGUGGUUAUCAAGCGGAAGCAUUUGAUCACGAGAAUAUCCGUUCCGCUGAUUCAAACACCGCAUUCAAACGGCUUGUUGACAUGGUUGCCCAAAGCCGUGCUAGUAGUAAUUUGAUUGCUCAGCAACAAUACUUGAAGCAAUUGCUGAGCAAGAAUCAGCAGAGCGAAAUUUUGCGCCGCAUGCUUAUGAAAACCACCGUAGACAACGUGUCUGAAGCUGGUCAGUCAAUGCCACAGCAGCAUCAAACGGCUGCUCAACCACCACGUAUUCCGACGCAACGUGAGCUGCAAUUUCACACCCAAUCAAUUAUGCAGAAUGCUCUUUUGCGCAAAAAGCUCCAGGACCAACGGAAAUUGCUUUUCGAGCAGAACAAUCAGAUGGCUGUGAUUGCGGCUGCUGCUUGUAAUGCGGAACCUAAUCCCACUGUCCAGCAGUUUGUUCAGUCUGUCUGUCCGAACAUCCAAAGAAGUUUGUCGGUUCUCAGCCAAACGGCCAACAAUGCUAGCCAAUGUCAGCAGUUCAACCAGUCAUUUCCCGGUAGCAGCGGCACAAACAACUCUCUCUUCGCUGGUGGAUCAACUCAGCACGAUCUGUCCACCUCAUUGCAGCAGAUGUUACUUUCGCCGCAAAGUCAGCGUUCAGUUGGAAACAGCCGACGCUUCGGAAAGGCUCAAUAGCCAGUCUAAUUAGGGUUCGAUGCAAUUUGUUUUUUAUGAGAGUUGAUUUCUCAAGCUACAUCUUCCAGUGUUGGAAGCAAUCAAAUGUGAAGAUGGCAUUCGUAUAUUUUACUAAUCAAGUUUCUAUUAAUACGUUCCUUAUAUUAUGAUUUAAAGAUGUCUGUGUUAUGUUUUGAUAGCUUUUUACUAUAAACAGUUUGUUUCGUUGCAUCGGUAUCUGUAUUCUUUCUUCUAGUAGUUACUUUAGCAAAAUCGCACCUUAAUUUUUGUGAAAGUUAUUUUCUUUUUCUAAUUUGAACGAUAUUAGUCCUAAGACGAUUGUUUGUAAAUUACAAGAACAAAAGUUCAUCUUUUCUCUUUAAAGACAUAAUUUCUAAUUGUUAAUUUUCAACACCUUAUCAUACUAUAUUAUUGAAAAGUGCUCCGCCAGCCAUAAUGAUUAGUACAUAGUUUCACAAGAACUGAAUUAAAAUAGUGAAUUUAUCACCCAAUCUUUAUAAUAAACAUUGAAUUCUAA